AUGCGUCUCUCUGUACCCAUUUUCUUUCUACUGUGGGUUAAAGCCCUGACAUUGAAAAAUCUCAAUUACUCCGUCCCCGAGGAGCAGGGACCCGGCACUGUUAUAGGCAAUAUAGCAAAAGACGCCGGGUAUGGGACCAUGGAGCGGGGGAAGAAGUCCAACUUCAGAGUUCUGGAGAAUUCUGCACCGCACCUGGUGGACGUUGACCCGGAGAGUGGACUUAUCUUCACCAAGCAAAGGAUCGACAGGGAGACGUUGUGCAGACGGAACCCCAAGUGCCAGCUCUCGAUGGAGGUGUUUGCCAAUGACAAGGAGAUAUGCAUGAUCAAGAUUGAUAUACAGGACAUAAAUGACAACUCGCCCAGUUUUCCUUCAGAUCACGUUAACAUUGACAUCUCGGAAAACGCAGCUGCUGGCACACGCUUCCCCCUGACUAUUGCACAUGACUCGGAUUCUGGGGAAAAUGGGAUAAAGACCUACCAGGUCACCAGAGAUGAUUACAAUACCUUCUCUUUGGAUUUAAAAGUGAGGGGCGAUGGGACUAUAUACCCAGAGCUGGUGGUUCAGAGACCACUGGAUAGGGAGGAUCAGAGUCAUCACACCCUCCUCCUCACAGCAAUUGACGGUGGGGAGUAUCCAAGAUCAGGCUCCAUGCAGAUCAACGUCAGAGUGACGGAUUCCAAUGACAAUAGCCCAGUUUUCGAAAAAUCCUCAUACAUAAUAGAGAUUCCAGAGAAUUCUCCGCCUGGAAAAGUACUCAUAGAUUUGAAUGCCACUGAUCAAGAUGAGGGCAGCAACGGGCAGGUGCUCUAUUCCUUCACUGGAUAUGCAUCCGAGAGAAUCCAAGAUUUGUUCUCCAUUGACCCCAAUACUGGUGUCAUCAAGGUCCAGGGAGAAAUUGACUAUGAGGAGAAUCCAAUCAUAGAGUUCGACGUGCAGGCUAAAGAUCUGGGGCCCAACCCGAUACCCGGCCACUGUAAAAUCACAGUCAAAGUGCUGGAUAAAAACGACAACUCGCCCAUUAUAAGUUUUGUUUCCGUCCGACAAGGCGCCAUCAGCGAGGCGGCACCUUCAGAAUCCGUCAUAGCGCUGGUCAGAGUGACGGAUAAAGAUUCUGGACGAAACGGUCAGCUCCAGUGCCGGGUGCUGGGGAACGUCCCCUUCAGGCUGCAGGAGAACAACGACAACUUUUAUACGCUCCUCACAGACAGACCCCUGGACAGGGAGAUGAAAGAUGAAUACAAUGUGACAAUUGUGGCGCGAGACAAUGGGAUCCCCUCUUUGAACUACACCAAGUCAUUUACUGUGAAAAUCUUGGAUGAGAACGACAAUCCACCACGCUUUACAAAGACUAUUUAUGUGCUACAGGUGCCUGAGAACAACAUCCCGGGGGAGUACCUGGGCUCCGUUCUAGCCCACGACCCAGAUGUGGGUCGAAAUGGAACAGUGUCGUACUCCAUUCUGCCAUCGCACAUAGGAGACGUCUCAGUGUACACCUAUGUGUCUGUUAAUCCCACCAACGGAGCCAUAUAUGCCUCGCGCUCUUUCAAUUAUGAGCAGACAAAAUCCUUUGAGUUCAAAGUUCAGGCGAAAGACGGAGGAUCUCCCCACAUGGAGAGCACUUCAAUAGUCCGGGUCAACAUCCUUGAUGUCAACGACAAUCUCCCGGUUAUUAUUUUACCCCUCCUGCAGAAUGAUACAUCGGAAAUCCCAGUGCCUAGAAAUGUAGGUAUUGGCUACAUUGUUACCACUGUGAAAGCGGUGGACCACGACCACGGAGAAAGUGGCCAUUUAACCUACGAGAUCACAGAGGGAAACGACGACCACCUGUUUGAAAUGGAUCCAGUGGGAGGAGAGGUCAGAACCGCCCAUGCUCUGUGGGAGGAAGUCGCCCCAGUGGUUGAGCUGGUGGUGAAGGUAACUGACCAUGGCAAGCCCCCCUUAUCUGCCGUCGCUAAGCUGAUCAUUAAGGCGAACACAGAAGCGGCACCAGGAGGGGGUGCCAGCACGAGCGGGGAACAGCAGCACUGGGAUGUAUCCCUGCCCCUCAUAGUUACCCUCUGCAUUAUCUCUGUCAUGCUCUUAGCAGUCAUGACCGCCAUCGCUGUCAAGUCCAAGCAUCAAGAUAAGGAGACUGGGAAUUAUAACUGCCGCAUGGCUGAGUACUCCAAUCCUCCAGUGGGGAAGGGCAAAAAGAAAAGGAUCAACAAGAGUGACAUCAUGCUGGUGCAGAGUGAGAUGGAGGAGAGAGAUUCCGCGAGCCGGAUGAACGUGGUGAGCAGCCCCUCUCUCAUCACUUCACCCAUAUGUUUUGACUACCAGAGCCCCCUGCCACUCACGCUGCCCAGGUCAGAGGUCAUGUACCUGAAAACCACCCCAAACAGCCUGACAGUCCCCAGGGCCGGUUGCCACUCCAGCUUUGCCGGGCUUAGCACAGACACUCCAGCGAAUAGGAUGUCGGUGAUACAGACGGAAAAUUUCACCUCAGAGUCCAAUUACGCUGGCAGCAGGCAACCGUUCGUGCAAAGCUCAACAUUUAAGGAUGCAGAACGAGCGAGCCUCCGAGACAGUGGCCAUGGUGAUAGUGACCAGGCUGAUAGUGACCAGGAUACUAAUAAAGGCUCACACUGCGACACGUCUGCCAGAGAGGCCCUCAAGAUGAAAGCAACAGCGGUAAAUGGCCAGCCUUUUGAGCAGGAGCAAGACAAAUCAGUCCACUGCACCGAUGAAUGUCGCGCACUGGGACAUUCUGACAGAUGCUGGAUGCCAAAGUUACGGGUAGGAAGCCAAGCAGACAGCGCCGAUAAUCGCACCAACCUUUUCAUCCCUGUGGGAAUGGAUGCCAUGGUAGAGACAGAGAUUUAUGGCACCAUCAGCUGCAGCAGCAGAAAAACCCUCAGCACGUUUGGGAAGGAGCAGCGGGACAGUACAAUCCUCGUGGCCAAUGUCAAACCUUACUUAAAGUCGCAGCGUGCCCUAAGCCCGCCGCUACAGGAGAGUCCGUCGGCGUCCGGCAGUCCCAGCAAGAGCAGCACGCCCCUGGACUUGGCCAACCAAGGGUCCAAAGAGGAGAGGGAGGGGGGUUCAGACAGCAGUGCCUACGGCCCUCCAGAUGGCCAGUGCUCCCCGCUGCACACGGAAUUGGAGGAGCCGUCCUACCUGACCCGCGAGCUCAGGCCCAAGUCCCUGUCCAGCAGUCUCAUCCACAGCUCCGUCAUCAGCCAGGAGUGCGGGGGGGCAGAUUACGCUCUCGACCCGCGGGACUCUGGCAACUGACGGGGUCCGCUGAUCCCGCUCGCUCUCACUCUGCUCGAGGUGAGCCGAUGAUAUCACCAGGUUAACGGCCGAGAGGUGAUAUGCUCUUCUUUUUCUUCUUCUCCUUCUCCUUCUUCUCCUCUUCCUUCUUCUUCUUCUUCUUCUUCUUCUUCUUCGACCCACAGAGGUGUCCAGACACGCAUUGUAUAACCAAAAACCAUCUGCCGUGUAUGUUCUUUCAUUUCUUUUUCGAGUCUGUGACUUGUUGUGUUCCAGUGGAAAUAUGUGUCCUUGACUGCUGUGAAGGUUUUGGGAGGUUGGGGGGGGGGGGGGGGGGAGAGAAAUCAGCGCUUACCUGACUUCAAGUGUUUUCAUGGUGUUCCGUACCUGUCAGUUUCGAUGUCUGUAUUUUACACAUUUCAAGCUCCAAUUUUUUGUGAGGCUAUUGAACAAAUUGCUACUGUUAAGGUAUUGAGUCCCGUCUGCUUUUGUACAGUGAAGCUCUCUGUCUCCAUUUAGUGUAUAAGGAAACAUCUCUCUCUGAAUAUCACGGGAAAAAACACAUAUCAGUGACGUUACAUACAAAAGUGAAGUGUCUUAUGAACUGUUAAUGGUGGUGCGACAGGGAAUGUCCCUUUUCAUAAAAACCAUUGGAGGUUCCUGCAAAAAAAAAAAAAAAAAGAAGAAAAAAAAAUCCACAACAAUUUUUUUAAAGAAUGUAUUUGUAAUUUGACUGUCGUCCUCUCCGCAGGUUUGUGUGAAAAUAAGCCGAGCUUACACGUGAAUGUGGGCUUCUGUACUUGUUGUGUAUUUUAUUAAAUUUCUAUACACCGUGUGCACAGGAGGCCAUUAUUUUUGACGAGUGACGACUUCUGAAGUUGACGUGUGCGUUUCAUGUGGCGGAAGUGCAUAUGUCACAGCGACUCUACCAUCGUGCACUGUAUAGCAGCGCAUGUUCUGUGGCAGCUCUCUGCAUUCCAGUAAGGGGGGGGGGAAUGGCAUUUUAAACAGCUAUUCAUUAAAAAAAAAAAACUCAAAAUAAAAACAGUCGCCGUGUAUUAGCGCCCGACGACAAAGACGAGAUGACUUCCUCCGCUCGACACUCUGCAAUAAGCAUCCGUCAUUCGGUGGCGAUGGAAAUCCGGGCUGCCGCUCCCUCACCCUCAAUUCAAAGUCAUCACAGCCGCUGUCAGUUGGCGUCUACUUGUGAUUAUGGCUUUUAUUUAAAUAUGAAUGUGUCUGACAAAUUACGAGACGCGAGUCUAACAAAAAAUGAAAAACUCAACAUUCAGCCGCGACGGGCGCUUUACAAGCAAAAGACGUUUUUGCCAUGGAUUCUUUGAUUAGAUAAGAUGAAAUUUUAAUGAUCCCUGUGGGGGGAAAAGUGGGUCAUUGCGGCAGCGGAGGAUUGAGCAAAUAAAGCGUUGAAGGUUAGCAUGAGUAAAAAAUAAAACACCCACACACACACACACAGAGAAUUAGACAACAGAUAAAAAAACAAUACAGCAUCUUUAAGCACAAGGAUUUUAAGGUUAGGGGUCGUUUAGAACAUCUGAGUUUUCAUCGGUUUUUCACCGAGUGCACGAAAUGUCCAUCGUCUGCCGUCUUCCUGGAUGAUUUACAGAAGCACCGGCGCAAAUUUGUGGUUGAUAUGCAUGAUGCACUCUUUACUGGUGAAUCAAAUACAGAGCGGGGAGGCGUGGGGACAGAAGGCCGUGAUCCACAGACACAUUACAUCAGUCUGAACCUCUGCAAUCCAUCCACAGGCUCAUUUCUUUCCCCAACAAUGUUUCCUGUUUAUUUGAGGAUUAAGAACAUAAAAGUUGCUGUGACCGGAGUAAUGCUUUUUAACAAAAAGACACGUGCUACACAGAGCGAUGACGUAUGAACAGGGAUGUAUGUUUACUGAGACGCAUCACUAUGGACUUAUGGAUCCUGGAAAUGUAUACAUGUUUUGUGUUUUUUUUUUU
Messenger RNA from Platichthys flesus (European flounder), 5225 nucleotides. RefSeq names its product protocadherin-17-like. NCBI's taxonomy places the organism in Eukaryota, Metazoa, Chordata, Actinopteri, Pleuronectiformes, Pleuronectidae. The transcript has 4 exons. Gene Ontology annotation, cellular component: plasma membrane. Bases 1 to 3276 code for a protein of 1091 amino acids. The record is from RefSeq and is a predicted model, not a curated record. Gene Ontology annotation, biological process: homophilic cell-cell adhesion. Gene Ontology annotation, molecular function: calcium ion binding.